AUGCGCAACAUUGCUGUUUUGUCUGGUUCAAGCCAUCCUAGUCUUGCAAAAGACAUUUGUGAAAGACUGGGCAUUCCUUUGGGCAGUGCAUCUCUCAAGAAAUUCAGUAACAAAGAAACCAAUGUGUCUAUUGGAGAAAGCGUUCGUGAUGUCGAUGUUUAUAUCGUUCAAUCUGGUUGUGGUGAUGUUAAUGACAACUUCAUUGAAUUGCUGAUUAUGAUUUCUGCUUGUCGUACUGCCUCGGCUCGUAAGGUGACGGCAGUCAUUCCUUGCUUUCCAUAUUCUAGACAGCCAGAGACUCCUUACAAUAGCAGUGUCAUUCCUCCACCCACUGUUGUGGUAAAUGAAUCUACAACUUCUUUGGAUGGCUCUCGUGGUGCUUCCCAAGGCACUUACAAACACUGGACUGCACGAUCUGGGACUCUUAUUGCUAAUAUGCUCAUGGCUGCUGGCGCCGAUCAUAUUAUCACUUUGGAUUUACAUGACCCUCAGUUCCAAGGAUUCUUUGAUAUUCCCGUUGACAAUCUUUAUAUUCAGCCGUUAAUGAUCAAAUACAUCAAGGAAAAAAUUCCCCAUUACGACAAGGCUGUUAUUGUCUCCCCCGAUGCUGGUGGUGCUAAAAGAGCCACUGUUAUUGCCGACAAGUUGAACAUGGACUUUGCCCUUAUUCACCGAGAACGUCGUAAUACCGAAUCUCCAGCGUCGUCAAGUAUGAUUCUUGUAGGAGAUGUUCGGGACAGAGUCUGUAUUCUCAUUGAUGAUAUUGCGGAUACAUCCUUUACAAUCACUCGUGCAGCAAAGAUCUUGGUUGAAAAUGGAGCAACAAAAAUUGUUGCCAUCAUCACACAUGGCAUCUUGAGUGGAGAUGCCAUCAGUCGUAUUACUGCAAGCAAUAUCGACGAGUUGGUUGUCUCUAGCAGUGUUCCUCAGCAAGAACACACUGAAAGUUGCUCUAAAAUCAAAGUGAUUGAUAUUGCACCUAUUUUUGCAGAAGCCAUUCGUCGUAUCCACAAUGGCGAGAGUGUCAGUUUCCUCUUUGAUGCUGUUCCAUAUUAA
Batrachochytrium dendrobatidis JAM81 is the source of this 1056-nucleotide messenger RNA. RefSeq lists its product as uncharacterized. Gene Ontology annotation, biological process: 5-phosphoribose 1-diphosphate biosynthetic process; purine nucleotide biosynthetic process; ribonucleoside monophosphate biosynthetic process. The transcript is spliced from 7 exons. Gene Ontology annotation, molecular function: magnesium ion binding; ribose phosphate diphosphokinase activity. The record is from RefSeq and is a predicted model, not a curated record. Lineage: Eukaryota; Fungi; Chytridiomycota; Chytridiomycetes; Rhizophydiales. Gene Ontology annotation, cellular component: cytoplasm; ribose phosphate diphosphokinase complex. Bases 1 to 1056 code for a protein of 351 amino acids.